CACUCAGCGACAUGUGGCCGUGAGGCUCGGGGCCCCGCGUUUCCGCAGUGAGUGAGUCGCUUCUCAAGGCGCUUGGGGGCCGAGAACGGGCGCAUUCUCAUCGGAAUCAGUUGUGGGUCGGGACGACGAUGAUCACAUGAGGCCUCAGGGACUGAGCUAAAGCGGAGAGAGCGGGCCUCGGACUCAGUUUUGCAUUUUCAACUGAGUGUAAAAGAUGGGAGGUCGGAAAUUAACUGAACCUGCAGCAGCUCCAGAUAACGAUGAAGAUUUUGAAGGUGGAGAAAAUGCUCAAGAAUGUGCUGAUAAUGGGGUGUUUGCUCCAACAACUGGUCAAAUUGACUGGUGUCCUAUCUGCCUGAGCCACUUUGUGGAACAAGAAGUGGCUGUUCCUGAGAGCUGUUCUCACAUUUUUUGCCUGAGGUGCAUUCUUGCGUGGGCUGAAAAGCGCAGUUGUUGCCCAGUAGACCGUAAACCUUUCACUGUGGUUUACAAACAAGACAACAUAAAGAGUAACAUAAAGAUCCCCAUAAAGCAAAACUUUAAUAACAAUUCAAGAGAACAGAAGGAAGGCAGCAAUGAAGAGCACUGUCAUAGUGUCACAAGAGGAGACAUUGUCUUGAAUGAUGGGUUAUGCACAUGCUUAAAGAAAAUAUGUGAAAGAAACUGUGCUGCUUGGCAACAAACAGAAUUUUGUGAAAUACAAAGCACAAUGAUCAUGACCUCUGACAAAAGGAACAGUGCUUCCAAGAAGAGGAAAAAUAAGGUCAACAGAAAAACAUGUUACCAGCCAUGUGUGAGAAAUGACCUCAACAAUUUCUCUCCGCAGUAUGAGAAAUCAGAGAUAUCCCAUUCCCAGGCUGAAAACAGCGCAGAGUUUGUUGAUAUGUGUGAAAUUGCAUCACUAAUCAGACAGAAGAGAAGAGGACCCGAGUCACUUAGAUUCCUAUGGCGAACUGCUGCCACUGCUCUUACAACAGGAACAUUAAGAUAUGGAGUAGACUUCAAUUCUGUUGGAUAUGAUGAAGCAGCAACUGCUCUCCCUCUGCAAGACCUGAUGUCAGAAAUGAAUUUUCCAUCAAACCCAUUUGCACUGGGACGUUCUGUUCAUUUUCCUGGCAAGAUGUGUGCACUUGCAGGCACCAGAGGAGGUGGAGAGAAAAAAAAUAUAUCUGGAACAUCAGGUAGUACUAAUGCAGGGAAUAAUGAAGCUUCUCAAGGCAGAAGAAGAUCAAUGCGUAUCAGCAAAGCAGAAAAAUUGGACAAAUCUGCCAGCUCCACUCAAAGGCCUCAGUCAAGCUCAGGUGCCUCAGUUCCUAAAACACCCCCAGAAUGUGCAAGAACUCCACCUAAAAGGGCUGGAAAGCAAAAGGCAAAAAGGAAAUUGGAGACUGAACAAAGUAAAAUUCCCCCUGAUAAAAAGAAAACCAGAGUUACUCGCAGUUCCUAUAAGAAAUCUAGUUCUAGUAGUUCCGAUCCAAAUGAUAGCCCUUUUGUCAGUGAAACUGAAUAUCAGCCUCAACCUCCUCUUUCCAAUGAAGAGCUGUUGACAAACCUGGAUAAUAGUGAUGCAAGCCAUACAUCAUCUAAUGAUUGUGGUUUACGCAUGACAUUAGUGGAGAAGGAUAGUGAGGAGGAAAAUAAUGAAAAGGAGCAUGAUCAUGUGGAAAAUAAAAACUCUUCUGUCAGUGAAGAAAGCUGUGCACCAAUCACUGACCAGAUUAAUAUUGAAGACUCAGGAAACUCAAAUCUUCCACCAACUACUGAUGAUAAAAAUUGUGGAAGUUGUGUGGAACAUAACUCAGGAAACUCCACAGAACAUGGAGACAAAGAAACUAUUGAUAAUGAACAGAGUAGUUCAAAAAAUGGAAUUUAUUCUCUCAGUGAAGAUGCAACCUCUAUUGCUGUGACUAAUAGUGAUCAAAGCAUUGGCCAAGUUAAAUACCUUGGAAGUCCAUCAAAUGAAGAUAGUGCUGAGAUAGAAAAUAAGGUACUUUUAGAAGAUCAAAAUUCUGAACAAUAUGAAGCAGUAGAAUUUACAGAAACAAUGGACAAUUCUGAACAAGUACCUGCUUGUGUGGGUGAUACCGGAAGGCAGUCACCUGUUGAAAGACCAGGCGAAGAUGUUGUAGCUACUCAUCCCAAAAGUAGUAUGUCCUCAGAGAGUUUCAAUUGUGAGCAAUUGAAGGAAACAGAAUCUGCAAAAGUUAAAGGUAGUUCAGAUGAAGAAAACCAUGCACCUGAUUGUAAAAGUGACAUUGCUGGAGAGUCAUUUGUUGAAAUUCCUGGAAAACCCAUGGAUGAUAGUGACCUGAUGAGCAAAAUGUCUUUGGAGAAUAUCAACCCUGAGAUAUUUAAAAGAGUGGGAUCUCUGGAAAUGUUAGGUGUUGAGAAAACAUCUGAUUCCCAAAGUGUUAUUGGCCAGCAGUUUGCAGAAACUCCUGAAAUGUUUAUGGAGGAUAACAACCCAAAGAGUGAAAUAGCCUUGGAGAAUAUAAAAACAGAGCAAUUUGAGAUGAGUUCUACAGAAGUUUUGGGUGCACAUGAGCAAAUACCAGAUUGUAAGAUUGAUGAUUGUAAGUCAUCAGUUGAAGACCCUGGUAAAUUCAUGGAGAAUGACAACUUGAAAAGCGAAUUAGGUUCUGUGAAUCUCGAAGCUGAGCAGUUUGAGAUGGACCUGGGGCGAGAUUUAAGUAAACCAUCUCGAACAUCUGAUAGAAAAAGUGACAUUGCUCAGCAGUUACCUGAUGACAGUCCUAUAAAAAUUACAGAAGGUGAAAGCUUAAAAAGAGUAAUCUCAGAUGAACGUGAUCGCAAUCAGAUGACUUCAGAGACACAUGAAGCUUCCGAUGAUAAAAGGACCAAACCCGAGUUGUUUAUUGAUGGGACUGGCAGUAGUGGUGCUGAGGACUUUAAUGUGGACAACAAUGAAGUAGUGGCUAUGGAAUGUGAUUCACCCAUCAAUGACCAUCAAAUGCCUGAAGCUGAACUUGAUUCUCAAAAAAAUUCAAAAGAAAAUGAAGAAGUAGGUUCUGCUUUAUCCUUUAGCUCUGAUCACGAGACAUUGAUGCCAGAUAGCACUAUUGAAAAUACCAAUAGGGAAAAUGCAGUCCAAGAACCUCCUGAAAGUGAAGUUAAGAAAAAGUUAGAACAGAAAGGAAAAGGUGUACCACGUCGCAAAUCUAGAUUCCAUGCAGCAACCACAACUUGGUCUCCAGAAAGGGAAAGAAAACGUGAACAGAAGAGAUCCAGGUCCAAGUCACAGGGACGAUCUGGGUCCGCGUCCAGAUCACGAGGAAAGUCUCGGUCCCAAUCACGGGGCAAAUCCAGGUCCAGGUCACGAGGGAGGUCCAGGUCCAGAUCGCGAGGGAGGUCCAGGUCACGAGGGAGGUCCAGGUCGCGAGGGAGGACCCGGUCCGGAUCGCGUGGGCGGUCCCAGUCCGGAUCGCAUGGGCGGUCCCGUUCCGGAUCACGCAGGCGGUCCCGUUCCGGAUCACGCAGGCGGUCCCGGUCCGGAUCGCGUGGGAGGUCCCGGUCCAGAUCGCGAGGACGAUCAAGAUCGCGAGGAAGAUCCGGCUCCAGGUUAAGGGGAAGAUCCAGGUCCAAGUCAUGGGGUAAAGACCACCAUAGUCACUCAGACAGGCCUGUGCAUGAAAGAAACCGUUUGAAAGGAGAUGAUAGUGACCGAAGCAACCAAGCUUCUCCAUCCUCUAGAAAAAGAUCCAGGACUCCCAGUAAAGAGGGGGACAAGGAAGAGCUUUCAAGUGAAGUUGAGAAGAGGGAAGCUGAAGCAGAUAAAGGAAGAAAAAGCAGACUGCGCUCUAGGUCAAGAUCUAAAUCCAGAAAAAGAUAUCAUUCUGGAGACAAAGAAGAGAAAGUUAGUUUUUCUCCAGGGAGAAGAGAUAGAUACAUCGAUGACAGCUGGAGAAAUAUUCGAGGAAAGGAUAGAUCCAGAAUGAAUGAUAGGGAAAGGCCAAGAGGAUAUGAUAGAUUCAGGAUAGAUAACAGGAGUAGAGAAUUUCAACAAACUAACAGAUAUGCAGAUGAACAGUCAACUGUAAGUACUAAUGAGUAUAUAGAUGACAGGAAUCCUGAAUGGGUGAUGGAACAAUUGCAGACAUCUUCUGAUGUCAGUAUGAGAGAAAAUGAAUACAGGAAUGAUGCCAAAUGGGAAGAAAAUAGAUACGAAAGGGAUGAUUCUUGGGGUAAUAGGAACUUUGGUUGGAAACGUGGUCGUGGACGUUUUCGGGGAGGUUCCUUUCAUGGUGACCAAAGUGAAAUGCCAUGGCAGAAUCGACGGUCAAAUUUCUCAGGCGAGCAAAAUAAUUCAGGGAAAUACCAAGGAACUGGACCCCGCAGAUAUAAUGACCAUCAACAUAAUAGGUGGCGAGGUGAUUCAAAUGUAUCUUCUGAGGUCCGUGACCGUUCUGGGUGGUCAUCUUUCUCCAGUUGGAAUGCAAGGAAAACUCUGCCAGCAGAUGUCCAAAAUUACUACGCCAAUAGGGGAAGGCAGGCUUCAAGCGCACAGUCAAGCUGGAGAGGGCCUGAAGAGGAACAGUACCAGGCUUCAUCAGAGCAAGAUUCAUCGCAUGGGGUGCCAGCCUUCAGCGACCAAGCAAAUCAGCAAAUGAAUGGUUCUCAGCAGCCAGUUAAUAUAAUGCAUCCACCUGUUUUGCCACAGCCAAUGAAUGCACCACCCCAACCAAUGAAUGUCUUUCCAUAUCCAAUGAACGUCCACCCACCACCCCCUUUAAUGCAUUUCCAUAAUCCGUUCAUCCACCCUCCUCCUCCACUGAAUGUGCAUGCAGGAAUUCCUUCAGUGCAACCAACUGCAGCUGGAAACCUGCCUAACAGCCCACCUCCACCACCGCCUCCGCCUCCACCAGCCCAAUCAGUGAACUAUGCGAUUCAGCAGCAUGACAUGGCACAGCCUCAGAUCAUCCCUCCUCCGUGUAGUGUUCCAGACGUGGAUUUGCAGAGCAAUACUGCUUCUGUACCCAUUCCAGCUGGAGGGCCUGGCAAGACGGUUCAAGUUCCACUUUCUAUAGACAUUUCCACUUCAACUUUUCAGUCUGUGCAACAGGUCUUCGCAUCUCUUUCAACUUCAAAACCUACAAUAGAAAAAGAAAGCUUGAAGGAAGAAUUUGAACCAGAAAAGCUCAAAAAGGACAAGAAAUGUACUAUUCAAGAAAGGGCUGUAGAAGAAGUGAAACUAGCCAUCAAGCCUUAUUACCAAAAGAAGGACAUUACCAAGGAUGAAUAUAAAGAAAUUGUCCGCAAGGCAGUGGAUAAGGUUUGCCAUAGCAAGAGUGGUGAAGUCAUCCCAGGAAAAGUAGCCAAUUUGGUAAAAGCAUAUGUAGAGAAAUACAAACAUGCAAGGAAAGGGAACCCAAAGCAAAAUCCUGAGGAAUGCAGUAUCAUUGGGAACAAAUCUUUUUAAAUAAUAAAAUGCUGCAGCAGAUUGGUUACAAGUGUUAACAUGAACCCAAAAUAGAAUGAUGAGUAGGAACUUUGUUAUCUAUUGGUUCAUAUAUUUUUUUCCCUACAAAGAUUAGGUGUUUUUCUAAGAUCGAAACAUUUGAGACAACACAAUAACGUGAAAUGAAAGCAUGCUGUUGUUAGUUAUUUGGAGUUGUAAGGACACUUGCGUAUAAUAUGAUCUGUCCUGGCCCCUCAUGUGGGUUGUCACUAGAUCAGUUGUAUAAAAUGUGAUAUUUGUUAGAUGAUUUCCUAAUGUAUCAAAUUAUCUCUUGCUGAUUUUUUUUUGUUAACUCUAGUUAAGUGUUUUUGUAAACCGUUUGUAUGCUGUACAAAAGCUUCCAGGUUUAACUGGAAGGAUCUGGAUCAUGUAGUUGCACUAAAGACUGGCGUCUGAGGCUGAUCAGCUGUUUUAGUGCAUAUAGGUUCUAAACAAAGAUGAUUGCUUAACACUGCUAGGACUGUUGCUCAGUGGGGAAAUGUUUGAUAAAAGAUUUGAUUCUAUAGUUUCAUUUUUGAGAAAAGCGGAAAAGAAUGGUUAAAAAUGUGAGGAGUAUUCUGUAAUACUUGCCCAACACAGCAAAAUAAAUUUUCUGCUGCUUGUCAAACUAGUUUCUGGGUCUUGAUGGACGCAUGUAUGGGUUUAAAUAUACCCAAGUUCAGAUAGCAAAUGUAGUUUUACUCCAAAUGUAGCAUCCUCUAUAAGAGUUGAAUUAUUUUUGGUUGAUAUUCUGUUGAUAAUGACAGUUGUAUGUUCUGUUUAAGGUAAUUAUUUCAUCUUUGGUGCUGACCUUGUUCAGAUACUUCUCAUACAAAUCAUGACAAUAGACAAUUUACCAGAUUAGAUUAGUCCUUAUUAUUGAAAUAUCACAUACAUAUAUAUUCUAAAUAUAAAGCUUCAGGACUUUAUUAUCAAGUGAAAUGUAUUCUUUUCAGUAUUUUCAAAGGCUCACAUUCUGAAUUUCUACAAAUUGCAAAUCACUUUUGUCAGCAGUGCUUAACCAUAUUUGUAUUGGAACUAAUAAUUAUGUAGAACAAUACCAUAAAGUUGCUUCUAGUUUUUGAUCAUCUGCUUUUGAAUAUCCCUAUACUGGGCUUUCCUUUAAAUGCUUUCAUUACUGCUACAAGAGACUUGACACUUUCACAGUAGAACAUACUUGCAUUUUUGAGAAAAGAGCCAACUCAUCAGGAAAGCAGCAUGUUAUGUAUUUCAUGUUGAAGAUAUCAAUUUUGCUAAAACGCUUUACACGCACAAAUUUUAUGAAUUUAUGAACAUGGGAAAUACAUUGAUUCCAGGAAGAUAAGGAUUGUCAGUUUAUGCCCUUCAAGAUGCCAGAUUAAAAUGAUUUUCAACCUCCUAAUAGUUACGUUAGUUAUGUUAAAUCUAUAUAAAACAUUGGUUCAGCCUCAGCUGGAGUAUUGCGUCCAGUUCUGGGCAUCACACUUUAGGAAGGAUGAGGAGGCAUUAGAGAGGGUGCAGAAAACAUUGCCAAGAAUGGUUCCAGGGAUGAGACGUUCAGUUACGUGGUAGAGUGGAGAAGUUGGGACUGUUUUCCUUGGAGAAGAGAAGAUCGGGAAGAGAUUUAAUAGAGGCAUUCAAAGUCAUGAGGUGUCUGGUUAUAGUAGAUAGGGAGAAACUGUUCCCAUUGGUGGAAGGAUAGAGAACCAGAGGGCACAGAUUUAAGGCAAUUUGGAAAAGAAGCAAUGGGGACGUGCUGCGUGCAAAAGUUUUUCCUCAAGUGGUUAGAAUCUGGAAUGCACAGCCUGAGCAUGUGGUGGAAGCAGAGUCAAUUGAGGCUUCCAAAAUGGAAUUGGGUCAUUAGCUGAAAAGGAUAAAGUUUGCAGGGCCAGGAGGAAACAGCAAGGGUGUGGAACUAGGUGAACCAGAGGGUUAAUACAGACUCGACGGGCUGAAUGGCCUCCUGUGCUGUAACCAAGCUAUGAUUCUAUGCUGAAAUAUAUUUAAACAAUGGAAUAUCUUGAAAGUUAAAUGUGCAUACCCACAGUUGCUUAACAAAUUAAUUUGCAGCUUUAUGUAAUGAUGUUUAGAAUCUUAAAUAUUUCACAUUCUUCAUUCUCGUACUACAGAAUGCCUAUCCAUUGCAGUAGAAAAUUUGGUGUUAUGGAGAAGUUUAAUUAGAUUUUUAUGAAUAAAUGAGUAACAAGGGGUAUUUGUAUUAUUUCUGCAUAUGAUAAGCUCAACAAAAGCUUCCACAAGUGGUGCUUUUGUAAGAACCCUUAAAGCAGUUGCUCAUUUUCAGUGGACUUUGCUUGAAUUUCCAUACCUUGUAACAUUGGAAUGCAUACUUUUUGCUUAAGUAAUUCAAUAAGAGAGGGCCUUUAAUUGUUGUUUCAAUGGGAAGAAAGUAAGGUCUCUUGGAUUAAAGAAAUUGCUGGUCAUACCUUUAAUUUCCACUUCAGAUUGAGAGAGAUUGUGCUUCGUUAUCCUGGAGAGGAACAAUGUAGGAAAAUGUAUUAAGAGGUUCACUUUGUUGGGUGAGAAGAGACAGCUUUACAUCCUAUUACUUCAGGCUCAAAAUGCAUCCACAACUCAUUACACCUAAACCAAUCCUCAGGAAAGAAAUUGUCAGGUUCAUUCCCCUAUUAUCCAUGCAUUGUAUCCUAGGACUAAUGGCAAACAUCAGCUUGGGGUGUUUUUCCCCCUUCUGAAGCCAUUGACUACAGCUGUUUUUAUGGGGAGGGGAAAAUGUAUUUUCAUGUCCCAUUUUUCAUCGUGACCAUUUGCGGUGAGUUUAAACAUGUUAAUUGGCAUGGUUAAUGAUAACCAAUGCUAAUCUUGUUCUCAUACUAAAUUUCUUGGGCUUGGCCUAAAUAGCCAAGUGGUUAUGGUACUGGGUUUGGAACCUCAAGAUCAAGAGUUCAAAUCUCACAAUGGCAAACUAUGAAACAAUGUAACUUCAUCUGAAACAGAUGGAAACAUGUUUGUACUUGAAAGAGUUACUAAAUUUCCUGCAGUGUCAUAAGAUAGGAACCAUAUUUUUUUCUCUGUAAUCAAGGGGUGCUUAGACCAAUUGUUAAUCUGUUGCCAUCCUGGUUGAGAUCAGCUAACUCAACACUGACCUGAAUUCUGGGUCUAUUUGAUCUGGGCAGCACAAAUGUACAUGUUCACACCAACUGAGCCACUUAGAGAAGAAUGCCUGUUUUAAGUGUUAGGCAGUGUUAGAAUCUCAAUUGUUAUUGAUAUAGGUCAGCUUCAGGCCUCACCAAGAUUCCAUACAAAUUACCUGCAAGUGAUAGCUACACAGUUUAAAUUCCCAAAGUAGAUAGCCCUGCUACCAGAGGACAAGCUGCUUCAGGAUCCUUGAAGAUGUAUAUCUUCAUGAUUACCUUUGUGCAGGGAGGUAGCUGUGAAGCUGUUGAUAAAUCGUUUAUUGAAACCAAGGAUCUUCAAAACUAGGUGAAUCAGGAUAGAUCUUUAAGAUACAUAUUCCAGAGUCUCAAAGUCAAUUUUGACUAGUCUUCCAGGGAGUGCUAGUAAUGAAAAUGGUACAAUGGUAAUGAUAACAUUGAGUAAGAUGAUUUUACGGUUACACCAUGUAAAAGCUUAUCUUUGCCAUAUGUUUUUUCAAUCCUUACAACUAGAUUGACUUGGCACGGCACUUUCUAGAUGUACAUCUCUGCAGCAGCAGGUAGAAGUAGACAUUGGUUAUGGUGGAAGCCACUCAGUAGUGGGCAUUGAUGAAGUAGUAAUGGUAGGUUUGUCAUAUAUUGUUUCAAUGAUAUGCAGUUGAUAUAUCCCUUUUUGUCAUUGCCAACCAGGAUUCAUUAAUCUUGUUUUUACAUACAUCAUGGUCAAGUGGAUUGAAGUUGCAAACUGUAAGGAUCAUAAUACAAGAUGCAUGCAGGAUGUUCCAAAAGGCCCAUCAUCCAUCUGGAAUUUUCCAAACGAAUGAAUAGCAGAUCUUUCCAGCAGUAAGCACAGUUUAGCUGAUGGUUAUCUGCACAAGCUUUAGUCCUUAGCACAUGUUAACUGAAUCCUCCUAACUUCUUAAAAAUGAUCCUUUUAUACAGAAUAUGUUGCAUAGAAUAAUGUAGAAAAAAAUUGCUUACGUUUAAUUUUAUAAACAAAGUUCUGUAUUCCUUUCCCUUCUCUCUGAUUUGGUGAUUUAUCAAUUUCCUACUAGAAUGGUAGAUUGGUACAGUGUAUUUCCUGGGUUGCUAAAUUAACAUGUUUGACCUAUUUUUGUAAAUAGUCCUGUUAUUUGAUGUACAUAGUUUAAAUUAAUAAAACCAUUUUGGUUUG
Molecule: messenger RNA, 9739 nt
Organism: Carcharodon carcharias (great white shark)
Lineage: Eukaryota; Metazoa; Chordata; Chondrichthyes; Lamniformes; Lamnidae
Gene: scaf11
Product: SR-related CTD-associated factor 11
Exons: 15
Coding region: 215-5437 (1740 amino acids)
Biological process (GO): spliceosomal complex assembly
Molecular function (GO): RNA binding
Source: RefSeq, a predicted model, not a curated record